CGCGGUCAAGUGUAUGUGUCCGUGGGAUUAGAGUCGACAGACACACAGUGAGUGAAGAUGGCGAUGAGAGCGGCGCUGCGGUGCCUGUCUGCAAACUUUUCUCCCAGACUCUGCCUCUUCUCUCCGGCAGCGCAGCUUUCGGGCCCACGGCUGCUGUGGAGGAGCGGCUCUCCGCGGACACUGAGCACCACCACGGCCCUGUCCACAGCGCUAAAGUUCACAGAUAAGCAUGAAUGGGUGCGAGUAGAAGGUGGCAUUGGCACAGUUGGUAUCAGCAGUUACGCACAGGAAGCUUUAGGGGAUGUGGUGUACUGUGGACUCCCUGAAAUUGGCCAAAGCCUUGAACAAAUGGAGGAAUUUGGUGCCUUGGAAAGUGUGAAGGCUGCCAGUGAGCUAUACUCACCACUGACAGGUGAAGUGACUGAUAUCAACACAGAGCUGGCAGAAAACCCAGGGCUUGUGAAUAAAGACUGCUAUGCAGACGGGUGGCUAAUCAAGAUGACAAUUCAAAAACCUGAAGAACUUGACGGCCUCAUGGAUCAAGCUGCAUAUGAUAAAUUUAUAAAGUCACUUGAUGAAUAAACUGAUGAGCUCUCUGAACUGUUUUGUAAUGUAAUCGCAGUCAACUAUUAGUUGUCAGGUUUACUAACAUCUUUUGUGACACUCAUCAUCUGUGAUAUUUAUUUUGAUACUUUAACAACUACUUGAGUAACAACUUCCACUUAGAAGAUUAGGUCUUAUUUAUCCAUUAGCCAUUUAAAAUGUGACUAAUAUAAAAAAUAUGACAGCAUUAUUGUCUUCUUUCUCACCUUAGAUAUAUUUUAAAUAUUCAUAGAUGUGUUGUGUCACAUUCAUGUAAUAAAUUUGGUCUUUACAUUUAAA
Molecule: messenger RNA, 882 nt
Organism: Sphaeramia orbicularis (orbiculate cardinalfish)
Lineage: Eukaryota; Metazoa; Chordata; Actinopteri; Kurtiformes; Apogonidae
Gene: gcshb
Product: glycine cleavage system protein H (aminomethyl carrier), b
Exons: 5
Coding region: 58-582 (174 amino acids)
Biological process (GO): glycine decarboxylation via glycine cleavage system; protein lipoylation
Cellular component (GO): glycine cleavage complex; cytoplasm; mitochondrion
Source: RefSeq, a predicted model, not a curated record